Molecule: messenger RNA, 1131 nt
Organism: Clonostachys solani
Lineage: Eukaryota; Fungi; Ascomycota; Sordariomycetes; Hypocreales; Bionectriaceae
Source: the annotation of a GenBank genome assembly
AUGCCAUGCUAUGAGCUACUAUAUAAAGGUUUUGUCGGAGCUUCUGACACUAUGGAGUCACCGGCACUAUACGAGGCUCUCCUGGCUUACGCUUCCGGCCACUUGUCGUCUCUUGACUCGUCCUAUUCCGUUGUUGCACUGAAAGCCAGAUCCGAGUCUCUGAGCCACCUAUCAAAGGCCAUAAAUACCUUCUCAGGGGAUAGGCUCCACCCAGAAUCUACAGUUGCCGCGUCCCUGAUUCUAUUAACCUCCGAGGUCAGCCUAGGGAGCCACAAAGGCUGGUAUAGCCAUCUCAUUGGGGCAAAGCAUCUCAUACUCUCUACCCAAUCCACUCUUCAAUUAAAUAAUGAACCAUCAGGAGGAUUGGGAGCUUUCACUAGCUUUAAAUCCACCCCUGGUGGUAGAUGGAUCCUCAGGAACUUUGCCUAUCACGACGUCAUCAGCAGUGUCACGUUAGGAAGAGAGCCUUUGGUCACUGGCAGAUAUCUGGAAGGGAUUACAGAUGUCGUUGACACGUACCUUGGGGUGGCUAGCGGAAUACUAGUUACCAUCUCCGAUAUAAGUAGUCUGGAUAUGUAUCCCAAAGGUGAGGACGAUGUUGUCGAGUUCCAUCGCCGGUGUUUGGAGAUUGAAGAGUCCCUUCAGUGUUGGAGGUGUCCUGUCGUAAACUCCGAACCAUUAUCGGCCAUUGCGAGUGCGUAUCAGGCGUCUGCUCUGCUCUAUCUUUAUCGUCAGAAACGCCAAUUUGCAGAGAAUAUCCGGGGAUACUUUGGGCUACUCCCCGACUCGACAUUUUUUAUACACGAUCUUGACUGCAAAGUUCAUCUUGCAGUUCAAAAUAUCCUCGACCAUAUUUCAAAGGUUCCUGUCGACGACGUCUCCGAGUCAUGCAUGUUGUUCCCUCUGUUUCUCGCUGGAGGCGACGCAUCAAGUGUUAGCCAAAUCAAGAUUGUGCGGCAAAGGCUGCAAUUUAUGCUCGAGAAACGUCAAUUUCGAAACAUUCACCGGGCAUUGGAAAUUCUAGAGACGUUGUGGAAGAUGAAAAGGGACGGCACCAAGCAGGAAGGCGAUAAAUCCCCCGAUUGGACAACUCUGUUAAAAGAUCAAGAGGAGCCUUUAUUAUUGACCUGA